Daldinia decipiens is the source of this 1564-nucleotide messenger RNA. RefSeq lists its product as uncharacterized. The coding region runs from base 588 to 1256 and encodes 222 amino acids. The record is from RefSeq and is a predicted model, not a curated record. Lineage: Eukaryota; Fungi; Ascomycota; Sordariomycetes; Xylariales; Hypoxylaceae. The transcript has 2 exons.
AGUACUCACCUACCUUUAUCUAUAUGAUACAACUUACAAUUAAUGUACCUAAGCUUAGGUGGUUUGCUUCACUCAGCCAUAAAAGCAACAGCCUAUCAAGAAGGGUAUCGUUCAAUAAUUGGCAUACGGUAUUCUCUCACCGCCCCAUUUCCGGGAACUUUUCUCCGGCAGCGCAGUGAAAGAAGCACAAAUCUGUCGAGUUGCAGAUACUAGUAACAAUAAUAUCAGUCUGAGGCUUGCUUACACGAGAAUUAUGGACGAUAGUGAUCCCGGCGUCCAGAUCUAAUCAAUACGCCGCAACAUUAUUCUCACCCGAUUUUUGCGAUGACUGUCUUGCUUUUUCCUGUUCCCCACGAGCUGAACGCGAGACUAUGAUGGCGUAUCCAGUCGUUCGCUAACGAUUCUUCGGGUUGCCGUAGAACCGGCGGUGUUCCCAUACAAACAUAUAUAAUUCAUAGCACAAUUCUAUCACGGCCUCUGUGUAUAAGAGCAUCAUAACUUCUCGUAUUGCGACAUAACAUGUUCUUCAGGAGGUCAUCUUAUACGGAUUAUUCUUGAAGUUAUACCAUUAUCACUCAAGCUGAACGAUGAGUAGAUUCGCAGCAUACUGUGACUGGAUCACUACUGCUCGAAAAUGUCUGGACGGUGAACAGCCUCCACUGCACAUAGCAAGAUUCUACGUUCGGGAAGAAUCGGUUUGGUUUCCUCUUGUCGGGGUGGAGCCUUCCAACCGCGUCGCUCAGUUUUACGAAGAAUUAGUCACUGAGGUCGAGCAAUCUAGACUGAGAGAUGGGCGAAAGAAGCUAUACCGGCGAUUCGUAAAUAGGGUCAUUGCUGCCCACGCCACUGUUGAAGAUAUACGAGUACCGCUUGGGACUGUUUCGACGCUUCGACACCCCCUGGCUCACUUAGAUAUAGCGUUAAACCGGAUGACGGAUUUAAUAGAAUACGACAACGAGCAUCCAAUUCAUUGGUCCGAAGUGUUCCCGAUAGAAAAUGCUAAGAGUCAAUUGUCGCCAAGUGAGCUUUGGCUUCACUUCAAGCUGGAGAGCAUUCGGCCUUGUCUCGUCUUCCUGGUGCGGCUCUUGGGGCUGGUCCUUCCGAAGUAUUCGGACAUGUGGCGUGAAUGCGACAAGAGCCUGACGAGUAAAGAAUGGAUAAUUCAGUUCAUUCUCGAUUCACCGAGAGCUCCGAAGGAGUCAACAUCUACACCACAUCUAGGAAUUGACCUGUCAUCUCAGGCUAAGACUAGGUAGCUUGCAUGAUAUACAAUUGUGCGGCUCGGCUUUGAAGGAAAAGGAAAGAAACCUGGGUUAAAUAGAUGUUAGAAUGUUGGCAUUAAUAAUUUAAGCUAUUUGUAAUUAUAAGGAUUAAAUUAAUCCUAGGUAUGUAUAUGAAUUCGUGGUUAACUAGUUGUGGACCCUGGAGUUUUAUGUUUCGGUAACUACCUAGGUUAGGUUAGGUAGGUAGUUAACUGAAAAGCAUAUCUACCCGAGUUUGUGGAUAGCGUUAUCCUCUACCCGAUUAACAAGACUUAUGCUACUAUCCCAUGUAUAUAAUCCCC